CUUCUCACAAUUUCUCUCCCUUUAGCCUCUGAUGGAGAUCAGCUUCAGCAGUUGGGGAGAUGGGCUGCACUCCCUCUAAGUCAGUGGUAACCUACACUCAAGAGCGGGUUUGUCGAGACCUGGACACCUGCUCCACCUUCGUACCCAGCCUCAAGAGCUCUGUGUCCACCCCGGAGAGACCCUCACCCCGGCUCUGUGUGGAGACCAGCAGCGGCAAGCAGACCUUUCUCAGUGUUCCAUGUCGCGACAGUGUCGGUCGGUCGCUGAGCCAGCCCUCCAGUCCAGACACAUGGAGCACGUUCAGCACCGCGACCACGGCUAGUCCCUUUUGCCUGCCUCGGGCCGAUAUCGCAAAACCCAGCUCCAACGACAACGGCAGCGACUCGGAAGGCAGUGACACUAUAGCUUGCAACGGAAGAUAAUUGUGCUGGACUGAUGGUCAGACAGCAUGCCCAUGGCCCACACUCAGCUACUAAAUGGACUGGCAAGUCUUGACAGUAACUAAUUUGACCUUAAUGUAUGUUUCUCCGUAAACACAUAUUUACAAAAUACCGACUGUUCUUAGGUUUGGUACUUUCUUCUUGGAACAACGUGACCAUUUAACAUAAGCUACUGUUAAAUUAGUGUGCAGUUCAUGAUGCGGCAUUGAAAUUAAAUUUUUAAUUUUGUAACAUUGUCAGUGUUCAGACGGACCUGUGUGCGAAUGGCCAACGUGUAAUGUAUGUGUCAGCAAAUAACUAUCCAACUGUUUCCUAUUGUGUUCAUAGUAGAUAGAAAAACGUGAGACUUUUGUGACUAAACAUUCAAAACCUAUUUCCAGUUCGUAAACUCGCGAUAAUAUGCGCCCAACUCUCGCGAACAGUCAGUGACUGAGGAGAGAGAUGGAGAGAAAUGAGGUCUGAAAAGGACCAAACAACUGGAGGUAGGGAGAAAACCGUCGUUGAAAUACAAUUCAAAGAUAUUCCACGGGAACCCGACGGUGUGUCCGUACACUCCAAGCAAAAAGAGGAAAAGAAAGAGGUUUUCACCAAGGUGGUUAUCCGGCGACUUCCACCCAGUCUUUCCAAGGACCAGUUGGAGGAGCAACUCAGUCCCCUUCCGUCCUACGACUACUUCGAGUUUUUCCCAGCUGACCAAAGCCUCUACCCACACCUGUUCUCCAGAGCUUACAUCAACUUCAAGAACCUAGAGGACAUCUUGCUUUUUAGGGAUCGUUUUGAUGGCUACGUUUUCAUUGAUAGUAAAGGCCAGGAGUACCCAGCUGUGGUAGAGUUCGCCCCAUUCCAGAAGAUUUCGAAAAAGAAGUUAAAAAAGAAAGAUGCCAAAGCUGGAAGCAUUGAAGAAGACCCAGAGUACCGGCGCUUCCUGGAGAGCUACUCCUGCGAUGAGGAGAAGUCCCUGGCCAACCCUGAGACUCUGCUGGGGGAGAUAGAGGCCAAGACCAGGGAACUCAUAGCCAAAAGAACAACGCCGCUUCUGGAGUACAUCAAGAAUAAGAAACUCGAGAAGCAGAGGAUAAGAGACGAGAAGAGAGAGGAGAGGAGGCGCAGAGAGCUGGAGAAGAAACGCCAGAGGGAGGAUGAAAAGAGGAAGAGGAGGGAGGAGGAGAGACGCAAACGCAAGGAGGCUGAGAAGCAGAAGAAACUGUCGGAGAAGGAGAUCAAGAUCAAGCUUUUGAAGAAGAGUGACAGGGAUGAUGACCUAGACUCAGACAGACUGAAGGACAAAGGGGACAGCGGAGAGACAGACCGAAACAAGUGGGACAAACCCAGCGGACACGCAAAGUCAAAGGAACCCAAGGAGAAGGGUCAGCAGGAGGGUGACAAAGAGCAGCGGGAGCAUAGCCGCAGACAGAAGGACCACAGAGGAAGAGACGAGGAGCGGAAACGCCAGAGGCACCACUAUGAGUUCGACAAGUUCAUGCGCCGCAAAGAGGAGACUAAGUGGGGCAAAGGUUACUGCCACGACCGUGCUAAGAAAGAGGGCCAUCACCAUGGCUACUACUGCACCGAGGGGGGGGACAAGGGGGGCAAGGAGGACAGGGAGGAUCAGGGUGGCAGGAAGGAGCGAAUCCGGAACAAGGUGAGCGAGAAGUCUGUGAUAGUGCAUCAGGACAGAGGGACCGCGCAGUCAGAGGGAACACACCAGAUAGGAGGGUCUCUGCCAGCCAAGGACCGUCCGGCCAUGCAGUUGUACCAACCUGGCGCCCGUAACCGCAAACGCAUGAUCUCAGGGGGCAAAGGUUUCGACUGCCCCCCUGUCAGCCAUGCCCUUGAGCCUGGCCCCGAACCUUGCUAUGAGGUUGUUACCAUGGGAACAGGGUCAGAGAAAAGUGGAGAUGAGUAGUUGGGUUUUGUUUGACAUCCAUGCUUCUCUGAUGCUUAACAAAUCCCCAUUGGAUUGUAUUUCAGGCAAAUAGCAUCAAGCUCCGGCUGUUUAGAUGUUCUUUAAAGGUUUCAUUUUUAACAAACAGAUGGUUCUGACAGCUUCACGGUCCAAAUGUAUUUUCAUUUCAUAAAUAUGAUUCCAUGAAAGGUCAAUUUAGGUUCAAGUUUUAUAACUAAAGUGUCACAGCAGAAACAUUCUUACAGUACAGUUUAAAAGCUGCACUAGUGACAACUAGAUUGUAAUAAUCGCCAUUUUUAGUAAAAUAUAAAUGUUGGCUGUGAUCCCAAUGGAUAUUAAUAGCACAACUUAACCUUCAUGUUUCUGGAUAUGAUACUUCUUCUAAUGUCCUCAUACAUUUCAGAAGUCACUGCCUGAUAACAGUUAGCUUUAUAUUUGAUAUAUUCCACCUGGGCCCAUAGUUGUUAUGUGUUUGAGGCGGCUCAUCCAACAGUAUCUGUCAACCCACAUGCCUGCCCUCAUCACCCACAAAGCAGAUUUAUAAGCCUUUGUAGAGAGUCCAUUCGACUGUGAUGUUUUUAAAGAAAGACUUAUAGAUUUGAUCAUAAAACAAAAUAUAUGAUGCAAAAGUUUUAUUUAAAAUAUUUAAGAUGUAUUUGGAUCUGGAUGUAGAAUAUCUUUAACCACAGAAAAUAAAUCCAUAAUGUAAUUGUAUGUAUAUACAGAUGUACGUAUUUGUGUGAUUGAGACAAAAAAAACUAGCAGUAGUGGACCGAAUGUGUGGAUUGUGGGUUUCGUUAGUUAUAUACUUGUUUUACUGUGACUUGUGACAAUUCUUACAAAUCUUAUUGCCGGAUGUAAGAAAAGAGAGCAUCUGCUUAUUUUGCAUAAGUGAUGCAAGCAGUUUCCUUCCUAGCAGUAAUUAAAAUGUGAGCCAGGAGAAAUCACACACUUUUGUUUAUGUGACGGAUUGAUCAUUUACAGUAAAUUGAUAAUAAAAUAGGAAGGUGCUGAGAGUGACUGUCUUCUCAUUUUCAUUUUCUAUGCUGUUCUCUACCACAUGAACUAUCCAAAUGACCUGAUGCCUGAACUGUUUUAUGUGAGAAGGUAGUAACUAAUAUGUAAUAACAUAGUAAUGUCUUUGUAACAUGCCUUAGAUAUUUUUGCACACGACUCACAUUAUUAUAUUAUGUGUAUCAUAGCAUCAUCCACUAUGGUUUGUUUUCACGAUGAGAGUAAUUUGAAAAAUGUGAAAUAAAUCUAUAAGCUAAACUGUAA
Molecule: messenger RNA, 3624 nt
Organism: Osmerus eperlanus (European smelt)
Lineage: Eukaryota; Metazoa; Chordata; Actinopteri; Osmeriformes; Osmeridae
Gene: upf3a
Product: UPF3A regulator of nonsense mediated mRNA decay
Exons: 12
Coding region: 892-2346 (484 amino acids)
Biological process (GO): positive regulation of translation; nuclear-transcribed mRNA catabolic process, nonsense-mediated decay
Cellular component (GO): cytoplasm; nucleolus
Molecular function (GO): telomeric repeat DNA binding
Source: RefSeq, a predicted model, not a curated record